AUGAAAGCCGAGAAGGCGUGGCUUGCGGAUCUGGAGGCAGCCACUGGUGCGGCCAAGGAAGCGGGUGUCUCGUUCGAGCCAGUCCAGGCGGAACUGUUGGAAGACAAAGCUGACAGCCCCAAAAUUGAAAGCCCAACCAGCCCCAUUCCCAGCCCAAGCCAUGGCGGUCUGAUUGACACGUCUCGCCCAACGCCAAUCGGGAUCCAAAUAUGCCAAGCCUGCGAGAAGAUCUACGGCUUCUUACAGGAGCCUGAAAGGUCCAAUGGAGAUGACCUGUUGGAAGACUUGUGCCGCACGGCCAAGCUGGAAGGAGCAUCACCGGACCUGAAGAACAGCAUCUUUGGCCUCAUGCGACCCGAGGAUAUCAAGAGCUUCUUGCAAGCGCCGGAUCACCAGUUCUGGCAGCAAAUCAAACAGAACACGGAGGAAUUCAUCAAGCUGCUGGAGGAUCCAGGAGCCGCUGUGCCCUAUUCAGUCGACGAGAUGACACCAGAGGCAAAGAACGCAAAGGUGCGUAGCAUUCGGCCAGUUGUGAUGGAUCAGUCCGUCAGGGAACCAGCCACCAAUACGCCCUUCGGCCACACAGGGUAUCAAAAAUUCCUGACGCUGCAAAUUGUCAAGGGCAUGGGCUUCAAGGACAUAGCCAUCAGUGGCCAGUAUUAUGGUGCUUCCUACACCCCAGAGACCCAAGUGCUCGAGUGGAUGAAGGUCAAAGGAGAACCGAUGGAUGGCAUGAUUGUCAUGUUCGCACCAGGCAGGGGUGAUCGAGAGGCUGGAAUCAAGGCUAUCAAGGAUUUCGGCAUCCCCAAUGCUUUCCUGGACUUGACCAUGAAGGCAAGUGUGCGCUUUAAGCAGUCCGAUUUCAUAUCCUCAGUGCUGGAGACUGUGGAGAUCUUGGAUGAGAUCUUCACUCGUAUGGGCUUCGAACCAAACCCUUGGCGCAGUGAGGAGAAGAUCAACUGCGACCCAGGCAGAGGAGAGAUCAGUGUGAACCUGGUAGACCUGAUGGAGUUUCUCGACCUGAAGCCUGACGGUACCAUGGAUGACAAGAAGAAGUCAGAGGCAGAGGACGCUUUUAGUACCUGGAAGAAAUCAAACGCCUUCAGGCGUCGAGUUGUGGGAAUUCUGACAGAAGAAGGGCGAGGAGUGGCCAACUACAAGGACUAUGGUACCUUGUCCAGGUGGUUGCGGGGACACUUCCCACGAGAUGAGGAAUAUCGAAUCUUAGUCCAUGCCCAUGCUGGUGAUGGAAAUACCCAGGACGCUGCUAGCGUCGAGGCGGCACUGGAAGGAGCAAAUGGGGUGUGGGCGGCAGUCAUUCCACAAGCUGCUCAGUCCGGGCACAACUCCAGCAUGGUCUUCCUUGACAACAUGGUACAGAUGGGCAACGGGCACGUUUUGGCAGACUUCUGGCUCCAUCAGGGCGCUCAAUGUGCCCGUCACAUCUACUACCUGAACUUCAACAGCUAUACCAUCCCAGACGAUUGUCCCAUCUGGGGAGCUAGAGUUGAUCAGCUGCUGCACACGGCUUUCAGCACGGUUUCAGGAAAGAGCUCAGAUUGGUCGAAUGACAAAAGCCACAGAUUUGCAACGCAAAGUGGCGAUGUGCCGGCAGGCGUGGUUGGACCUAAGGGACGAGCAGGAGAUCACGUGAAGGAAGUUCGAGACCUUGGCUUCGCCCUAAUGAACGCGGAUAUUCGAGCAAACAUGAACGAGCAAGCCACGCUAAAGCAGCUCUGGGACAUCGCAGCACGCAACAAGACAGAGAAGAUCAGGUGUGACCAGGUUGCUGGAUACUUGAAAGCUCAACAGCACCAAGGGGAGAAGGAGUAG
Symbiodinium necroappetens is the source of this 1833-nucleotide messenger RNA. NCBI's taxonomy places the organism in Eukaryota, Dinophyceae, Suessiales, Symbiodiniaceae. The record is from the annotation of a GenBank genome assembly.